AUGUACGCGAACCAAUUGAGCAACUCGCCCUCGAGUUCGUCGUCGUCGGUCGACGAGGCCGAGAACACGGCCGACGAGGAGGACAGCGAGGACUACUGCAAAGGCGGCUACCACCCCGUUCAGGUCGGCGAGGAGUACAAGGAUGGCAAGUAUACAAUUGUGCGCAAGCUGGGCUGGGGCCACUUUUCCACCGUCUGGCUGUCUCGCGACAACACCACGGGCAAGCACGUAGCCCUCAAGGUUGUCCGCUCCGCCGCUCACUACACUGAGACCGCCCUCGACGAGAUCAAGUUGCUGAAGAAGGUUGUCGACGCGAACAAGGACCAUCCCGGUCGCGCCCAUGUCGUCAGCCUCCUCGACUCCUUCAACCACAAAGGCCCCAAUGGUGUGCAUGUGUGCAUGGUUUUUGAGGUGCUGGGAGAGAAUCUGCUGGGUCUCAUAAAGCGCUGGAACCAUCGCGGCAUACCCAUGCCGCUCGUCAAGCAAAUCACGAAACAAGUAUUGCUAGGCCUCGACUACCUCCACCGCGAGUGUGGCAUCAUUCACACUGAUCUGAAACCGGAGAACGUGCUCAUUGAAAUCGGCGACGUCGAGCAGAUCGUAAAAACAUACGUCAAGGACGAUCUUAAAAAGGACAGCGAGCGGAAUAAUCCAAAUGGACGGCGAAGGCGUAGAACGCUGAUCACCGGCAGCCAGCCGCUCCCUAGUCCCCUCAAUGCGAGCUUCAGUCACUCCGACUUGGCCAGCUUCCCCGGCAGCACACAGAGUCUCAAUAAGAUUGUGAGCGACAGCACCGGUAGUGAGUCACCUGCAACGCUGCGUCCGCCUACGCAAGACGGCAAUGUAAUGAGUGGCGGCACAGGCACAUCAUCACCCUCGGCCACUCUUUCCAUGUCAGAAAGACUUGGACUUAAGCCACCAGCAAGCGACGAAGACGUGCAGAAACAGCGCGAGAAGACUGCUGAUCUCCUAACGAAAGAAGUAUCGGGUAUAAGCCUGGACAAAUCAAGCGGCAGUUCCUCUAAGAAUGAGACGACCGCAGAGAAGCUUGCCGAAGACGUCUCUUUCGAGACUAUAUCAGUCAAGAUUGCAGAUCUUGGCAACGCGUGCUGGGUCGGUCAUCACUUCACCAACGACAUCCAGACCCGGCAAUACAGGUCUCCGGAGGUCAUCUUGGGCGGAAAGUGGGGUGCGAGUACCGAUGUGUGGAGUAUGGCCGCUAUGGUAUUCGAGCUCAUAACAGGCGACUACCUCUUUGACCCGCAAUCCGGCACAAAAUACGGCAAAGACGACGACCAUAUCGCUCAGAUCAUCGAAUUGCUGGGCGCCUUCCCCAAAUCCCUCUGCAUGUCCGGCAAAUGGUCGCAAGAAAUCUUCAAUAGAAAAGGCGAGCUGCGCAACAUCCACCGAUUACGCCACUGGGCGCUGCCCGACGUGCUUCACGAGAAAUACCACUUCUCGAGCGAGGAGAGCAAGAAGGUCGCAGAGUUCUUGCUGCCGAUGCUGGAGCUGCUGCCUGUGGAUCGGGCGAAUGCGGGCGGGAUGGCAGGCCAUGCGUUCUUGAAGGAUACGAAGGGGAUGGAGAGCGUGAGCUUGGACAUCGCAGUAGGUAGCAAAGGGGAGGGGAUCGAGGGCUGGGCGACGGAGGUGAAGAAGACGAGAUAG
Paraphaeosphaeria sporulosa is the source of this 1665-nucleotide messenger RNA. Its product is annotated as serine protein kinase-like protein Sky1. Gene Ontology annotation, molecular function: protein kinase activity; ATP binding. The record is from RefSeq and is a predicted model, not a curated record. NCBI's taxonomy places the organism in Eukaryota, Fungi, Ascomycota, Dothideomycetes, Pleosporales, Didymosphaeriaceae. Bases 1 to 1665 code for a protein of 554 amino acids. The transcript is spliced from 3 exons. Gene Ontology annotation, biological process: spliceosomal complex assembly; protein phosphorylation; regulation of mRNA processing.